This is a messenger RNA of Octopus sinensis (East Asian common octopus), 1155 nucleotides long. RefSeq names its product protein YIPF6. Gene Ontology annotation, biological process: endoplasmic reticulum to Golgi vesicle-mediated transport. The record is from RefSeq and is a predicted model, not a curated record. NCBI's taxonomy places the organism in Eukaryota, Metazoa, Mollusca, Cephalopoda, Octopoda, Octopodidae. Gene Ontology annotation, cellular component: trans-Golgi network; membrane. The transcript is spliced from 7 exons. Bases 57 to 725 code for a protein of 222 amino acids.
UUACGAUGAAGUUUGACGCAUGCGUACUUACGUAAACACAAACUUCCUUCGUAAACAUGGCUGACGUGGAUUUUCACGGAGACCAAGAUGAUCUUAACGAGGUAUCUUUGGAAGGGGAGAUGACUGUACCUUUAACAGCCGGUGAUGGAAACGAUGAUGAGUUAUCUACCUUAGAUGAGCCUGUAAAAGACACUGUGCUUCGUGACCUGAAAGCUGUAGGAAUUAAAUUCUUCCAUGUUCUCUAUCCAAAACAGAGUACUGUCUUGCUACGAGAAUGGGAUUUGUGGGGUCCUCUCAUUUUAUGUGUAUACUUGGCUUUGAUGCUUCAGAGUUCACCACAACACCUUGACCAGCAGUUAUCUGGUGGACCAGAAUUUUCUGAGGUGUUUGUCAUAUUUUGGGUUGGAUCUGUAGUUGUAACUCUAAAUUCUAAACUACUUGGUGGAAAUAUAUCAUUCUUCCAAAGUGUCUGUGUUCUUGGCUACUGUGUCACACCACUUGCCAUUGCACUUACAAUUUGCCGUUUGAUUCUCCUUGCUCAUCAGACAACAGCUCUCUUCGUCGUUCGCUUUUGUAUUAUUUUCCUUUCCUUCGGAUGGUCUACAUUUGCUGCCACUGCCUUCUUGGGAGAUAGCCAAUCAGACAGGAGGAAAGUACUUGCCAUGUAUCCCAUAUUUCUGUUUUACUUUAUCAUCAGCUGGUUGGCUGUUUCACACACAAGCUAAUGGAUACUACAACUACUACUUCUGAGAGAAUCAGACACAAGCAGAGACUAUUUUACUGAAAAUGCUUCAUCGUCCUUUGACAUCAGGAAUAUGAAUAUUAUGUGUCACAUCUGUGUUUCUUCUCACCAGUGUCAUACUGGUCUGGAAAAGAACAAGAGCCUAUGCCUAAAUAUUGAUCCAAAAUGUUCAAUAUUUCUGUCAGUUGCUUGUAAGAGCCUGGGAGAUUUUGGUAUCAUAUUUUUUUUCUUUACUCAAAGCAUACAACUGACUUCUUAUAUAUAGUUUGUUAUGUUUAAUCAUAGCAAACAUUGUUCUGGGGCCUGACUUUUGUAACAUAGGAAUGCCUGAACUUUUAUGGUCAUGUAUUACUGCUCAAAACCAUUCCAUCUUAUAUACAUAUAAAACACAUAAAUAUGAAAUAUAACAUACA